AUGGCAUGUUCGGAAGUAAACGAAAUAAUUGAUAAGUUUAAUACUUUAACACAAAAACCUGUAAAAUUCUUGACCGUUCAAGAGGACUUGAAAGAGGAUAUCAAAAACUUGGUAAAAUCGCUUUACGAUUACACCAAAUUACAGGAAAAUGGUGGGAAAAAGGAGAAAAAGAGUGCUUUGUCAGAGUUGAUUGUCAAAGACUUCGAUGAGGAGCAGAUUUGGCAACAAAUUGAGCUUCAAAAUACUGAAUGUUGGGACCAACUUGUAUGGGACGUUGCCAACUGUAUGUCUUCAAAAGACGCUUUGAAAUUCCCUAUAGAGACCCCGACUCGUGUAGAAAACGAGGUGGAAAACGCAAGCAUGACUUCUGAUGACCAGGAACAGUCAGGUGAUGAAAAUUAUAAGGAAAUGGAAAUAAAAAAGAAAGUCGCUAGAAAACAGAAGGUAAAGGUUAAGUCAUCAAUAGUCGAUGAUAAGUUCUUCAAAUUACAAGAAAUGGAGAAAUUUCUGCUUAAAGAAGAGAAAAAUGAAGGAAAAGCAGGAUCAGAUAGUGAAGAAGAAUCUAUUGAUAUGUUUGAAGAUAUGGAUAGUGAAGGAAGUGAAGAAGAUGAAGAUGGUAAAGAGAUGAUGUAUAAUGACUUCUUCAAUGAUGGAGAAGGUGAUUUUUAUGCAGGAGAUGACAAUAAUGAAAAAGGUGCCAUUAUUAAUGAUGAAGACAAAGAAAUGGAAAAUGAAAGAUCAGAUUGCGGAAGUGUAGAUAACCCAGUGAAAGAACAGCCUAAAAAGCCACAAAAGAAAGUGAAAUUUGCAGAUUUAAGUUCUGACGUUGAUUCUUCAGAAGAAUCUGAAGGUGAUGAUGAAACUUCAAAUAUGAAAUUGAAUGGUAACAAUAUGGAAGAAAAGAAAUCAGACUUUGAACUUCGUCAACAGAGACUGCAGCAACAAAUAUCCAGAUUAGAAGAAAAAACAUUGAAGGAAUCUCCAUGGCAGUUGAAAGGUGAAAUUGAUGCAUCAAAACGUCCACAGAACUCCCUAUUAGAAGAAGUGGUUGAUUUUGAUUUAACCAGUCGACCGGCUCCUAUAAUAACUGAAGAAACAACAUUAACUUUGGAAGAUAUUAUUAAACGUAGAAUUAAAGAUAAGGCUUGGGACGAUGUGGUAAAAAAGGAUAAGCCUGUUAAUGAUCAGUUGAAUUUCCGUAAAACAGAGGUCUUAGACCAUGCCAAAAGUAAGCAAAGCUUAGCUCAAGUGUAUGAGGCGGAAUACUUAAAACAAAAGGCAGCGUUAUCUGGAGAACAGGAAGAGGAAAGAGAAUCGGAAACUCAUACAGAAAUACGUAAUGCCAUGUCUAAAUUAUUUGCAAAACUUGAUGCAUUAUGUCAUUAUCAUUAUACACCAAAAGCACCGCAAGCCGAGGUUAAAAUUGUCAGUAAUACACCUGCGAUUUCUAUGGAAGAAGUUGCACCAGUUGCGACUAGUGAUGCAACAUUACUUGCUCCUGAAGAGGUAAAGAAGAAACGUAGAGGAGACUUGAUGAGUAAACAAGAAAGAACACAGGCAGAUAAAAACAGAGAGCGUAGAAAAAAGAAGAAAUUGCAACGUAAAAAGGGCCAGGUUAUGAAAGUGACUGAAAACAGAAAUACCAAAAAGGGAGUAGAAACAACUGAUAAAUCGUUGAAAACUUCAAAAGCAUUCUUUCAACAAUUGAAUGAUAAUGCAACUAGUAUAAUUAAGAAUAGCAAAAAUAAGCGUAAUGUUAAGAAUAAAAGCCAAUAA
Molecule: messenger RNA, 1776 nt
Organism: Hyposmocoma kahamanoa
Lineage: Eukaryota; Metazoa; Arthropoda; Insecta; Lepidoptera; Cosmopterigidae
Product: U3 small nucleolar ribonucleoprotein protein MPP10
Exons: 1
Coding region: 1-1776 (591 amino acids)
Biological process (GO): rRNA processing
Cellular component (GO): Mpp10 complex; sno(s)RNA-containing ribonucleoprotein complex; nucleus
Source: RefSeq, a predicted model, not a curated record